AGAACCCUAUUUAUACUCCCGCUUCAAUGUAACAAGUACAUUUACAAGUACGUCCUCAGUCAACGAUGAUCUAUUUCGCACUUGUCUUCGCCCUUUUGGGUUCGUCCGAAGGCUGUGGGCAGCGUCCGUUCCAGUCCCGCGUCGUCAAUGGUGACAACGCGGCCCAACAUUCAUGGCCCUGGCAAAUCAGCCUGCGAGUGAACGGGAGACAUAUCUGCGGGGGGUCCCUCAUCACACCUGAAUGGGUACUCACCGCUGCCCACUGUGUGGAAGACUUUCCGCACCCGAGUGGGUACACCGUGGUUGUUGGUGCGCAUAGGAUAAAAGAAAGGUCCGCUAUCCAGCAGGAAUUCCGUCUCACCAAGUUGUUUAAGCACAAGGACUUCAGUAUGAGUCACUUAAAGAAUGAUGUGGCACUGCUGAAACUCGAUAACCCCAUCCAGCCAAGCGAUAAGGUUAACACGGUCUGUCUACCGGAGAGAAACAGCCGCGCCCAAGUUGGUGCCCAGUGCUUCAUCACGGGUUGGGGUCGUCUUGUUGGCGGCGGUCAACCCUCUGAAAUUUUGCAGCAAGCCAUGCUCCCCGUCGCGUCUCACUCGGCGUGUGAUCGCAAGAACAGCUACCUCGUCCCCGUGGAGGAAAAGUCCAUGAUCUGUGCAGGUGGAAUGGGUAUGGGCGGUUGCCAAGGCGACAGCGGUGGCCCCUUCGUGUGCAAUGAGGGCGGUAGAUGGGUACUUAGGGGUGCGGUCAGCUGGGGUCAACCAAUGUGCGGGACGGACCACUACACCGUCUUCGCGAGAGUCAGCAGCUUUAUCGACUGGAUUAACGACAUGAUGUCUGGAGCCGGUGGUAGCGGAACUGGAGGUGGAGCGGGGGGUUGCCGCGACCGUAGCUCCAUGUGCCCUACGUACAGGCGCUACUGCCAUAUGUCCAACAUCCAACAAGCGUGCCCAAAAACAUGUGGCCGAUGUUAAUUUCCUUGGCGAGAAAAAUUCAAAGAUGCUAAACGAUAAUACUUGUGUAGGUUGGUGCCUAAUAAAGUUAAUUUGAGGGUGA
This is a messenger RNA of Nematostella vectensis (starlet sea anemone), 1056 nucleotides long. RefSeq names its product chymotrypsin-like protease CTRL-1. NCBI's taxonomy places the organism in Eukaryota, Metazoa, Cnidaria, Anthozoa, Actiniaria, Edwardsiidae. Gene Ontology annotation, biological process: proteolysis. The coding region runs from base 66 to 974 and encodes 302 amino acids. Gene Ontology annotation, molecular function: serine-type endopeptidase activity. The record is from RefSeq and is a predicted model, not a curated record. The transcript has 8 exons.